Messenger RNA from Bufo gargarizans (Asiatic toad), 1266 nucleotides. Its product is annotated as stress response protein nst1-like. The transcript has 2 exons. NCBI's taxonomy places the organism in Eukaryota, Metazoa, Chordata, Amphibia, Anura, Bufonidae. The coding region runs from base 580 to 1266 and encodes 228 amino acids. The record is from RefSeq and is a predicted model, not a curated record.
UUCAGCUUCAUUUGCCAUAAAGGGCCGCACAUGCUUUGUUAAAGUGACGUCUAUUACAUUCCAUACAACACCAUUUCUAAGUGUAAAUGGCUGUCACUCCCUUUGCUCCAGCAUACAGUUCUCAUGUUUCUAAUCACAUGUUUGUGCCCUUUUUGUCACAGACACAUGUCCUUGUAUUUGAGCAUCUUAGAGUUGUGACCGACACUUUAUUUUUAAAAGUUAGGGCCACAAGGCUUACACGACUAGUAUCCUCCAUCUUGUUCGUCUGCAUUAGUAUCCAGACACCUGCUGGACUGUACCAUGUGCUGUUUAUUCGGUCCUUUUUUUUUGGUACCUUGUUAUUCCCGAUUUGCUCCCUUUUUUGUAAAAUGUCAUUUUAUGCUGGUUUCUUUGGAUCCUUUGUAAUAUUUUUUUUGUUUUUUUGCUUCAUUAUGAACAGUGAAACAAACCAAGACUCGCUGGGCCAGUUGCCGGGACCAAUUUCGGCGAGAGGUCUCCAGCAAGGGCCGUAGUGGAGAGGGUCCCUCCCGGAAGAGGCCAUACAUAUAUACUGCCCAGUUGCAGUUUCUCAGACCCGUAAUGGACUUGAGGCCUACUGUGGACAGUCUGGAACCCUCUGGGGAGUCGUCUUCUGAUGGAAGUGAAACCCCAGCUGCUUUUUCCCCUGCAAUUAGUCCGGAACCGACGCCAGCAGAGGAGCCGGAGGAGUCGUCACAGGGCCAGCACCAACAACAGCCCAGUCCAGCCCGUGUCAGGCAGCCGCACCGAAGACGCCCCCGCCAAGUCCCUCCCUCCACCUCUGUGCCAGAGAGUCGGGAGGUUAUUGACGCACGCGUCAUUGAUUUUCUGGCACAGAGGCGGAGUGACGGAGUGGAGGAGAAGAUGCUUCGCGGAUUGGCGCCCCUUCUGAAAAAAGUGCCGGAACCUGACCACAAUGCAUGCGUGGCUUCUAUUGCGGUGGUCAUGAAAAUGUUCGCCAUCCCAAAUCAUGGGGACAUCCUGGGCCGUUUGAACAACUGGAUGGUGGAUCUUGAAAAUGAGGGGCAACCCCAAGUGGCCGGCCAAUUUGGACGGGAAAGGCAACCAACUCAGGCGCCUUCUUUUGCCCCACACCCCCAGUACGGGCCACCCCAUGGCCAUUUGCAAGGGGCAUCACAGGCCAUUUUCCAGGGCAGUUUGCCCACUGUCCCACAACAGCAGGCUCAAGGAAGGCCACGGUCCUCCUUUCCGGCAGGGUCUUUCACCCAGGACCUCUUUGAGUUAUGA